Molecule: messenger RNA, 1514 nt
Organism: Hylaeus volcanicus
Lineage: Eukaryota; Metazoa; Arthropoda; Insecta; Hymenoptera; Colletidae
Product: retinoid-inducible serine carboxypeptidase-like
Exons: 9
Coding region: 80-1390 (436 amino acids)
Biological process (GO): proteolysis
Molecular function (GO): serine-type carboxypeptidase activity
Source: RefSeq, a predicted model, not a curated record
AAUCGCUCGAUAUAUAAGACACUGUCCGGAAUGACACUUAAAUACAAUUAGUCCACGCGUGACCGUCAUUCUGCCAACAAUGACGGGUAUUCCGUUGUUUCUUCUCGUUGGGCUCUGCCUAGCUUCUGGGGCGUUCGCAAAGGUAGGAUUCGGUAAUGGCGAGCAAGAAUGGGGGUACGUGAAUGUAAGACCGAAUGCAAACAUGUUCUGGUGGCUUUACUAUACCACUGCCAACGUUCCCUCGUACUAUGACAAGCCAUUGGUCAUCUGGCUCCAAGGCGGGCCGGGCGCGUCCUCCACAUCUUAUGGUAACUUCGAAGAAUUCGGGCCACUCACCACCGAAUUGAAGCCGAGAAACUACACAUGGGUGAAAGACUACAACGUCCUCUUCAUCGACAACCCGGUGGGUACAGGGUUCAGCUACACCACUUCGACAUCGGCAUACGCGAAGACGAACGCUCAAAUCGCUAAUGACCUCGUCGAAUGCAUGAGAGGCUUCCUGAAGGCGUUGCCGAGAUUCGCCAACGUCCCCACGUACAUCACGACCGAAUCCUACGGGGGCAAAAUGGGAGCAGAGUUUGCUCUCGCUUGGUACAAGGCACAGAAAGCAGGCACUAUCAAAAGUAACCUAAGAGGCGUCGCUCUCGGCGACGCAUGGAUCUCACCCGUCGAUUCCGUGAUGACUUGGGCGCCCUUCUUGCUCGCCACGGGCAUGGUCGACACAGCCGGUUACAAUAAAAUCAACAAAGCAGCACUGGCAACGAAGAAAGCCGCGGAAGCAGGGAGCUGGAAGACCUCCACGAGCCUGUGGAGCUACACGGAGGGCGUGAUUCUGGACGAGACGAACAACAUCGAUUUCUACAACAUCUUGUCGAAAACGAGCUGGAAUUACGAUGUAUAUGCCUCUGUGAAACGAAUGUUAACGAAACCGAGCUUGUCGCAAGAAGUGAUUGCAGAGGUACAGGAUGACGCCUCGUUGAAUAGUUUGAUGAACGGUCCAGUGAAACGAGCUCUCAAUUUAUCGGUCACUCAUGGCAAACAAUCGAAUACGGUGUUCAGCAUGUUGCAGGAAGAUUUCAUGAAGCCUGUCGUCGACAAAGUGGAGCUGCUGUUGGAUCAAACCAACCUGCAGGUGGUAGUGCUCACUGGCCAGUUGGAUCUUAUUGUAGACACUCCAGGGACUCUUGCUUGGGUCGAGAAGAUGAAGUGGAAGUGCUCAAAUACCUGGAUGACGAGUCCUAGGCGUCCACUGGUCGCUGCGAACGUGAUCGAAGGCUACGUCAAGUCUGCUUGCAAUUUGUCGAUGUACUGGGUCAACAGAGCUGGACAUAUGGUUCCCAAGGACAAUCCCGCUGCGAUGGCAAAGAUACUGAAGGCUAUGACGGGUUAGCACUCGUAAUUGGACACCAGGCGACACCAACGACCAAGUAAAACCACCGUUCUUUACAAACAAUUUCAGCAACGCGCUGUAAACGCGUGUCGAAAUCGAAUAAAUUAAAAUUCUCUUCUUCAAA